This is a messenger RNA of Trichophyton verrucosum HKI 0517, 390 nucleotides long. RefSeq lists its product as uncharacterized. Bases 1 to 390 code for a protein of 129 amino acids. Gene Ontology annotation, cellular component: plasma membrane; mitochondrion; lipid droplet. The transcript has 2 exons. Gene Ontology annotation, biological process: glycolipid biosynthetic process. Lineage: Eukaryota; Fungi; Ascomycota; Eurotiomycetes; Onygenales; Arthrodermataceae. The record is from RefSeq and is a predicted model, not a curated record.
AUGGCAUCGCCCCGCAGUCUUGAGAUCGUGCUCCUGGGAGCCACCGGAUACACGGGGAAGCUAUGUGCCGAACAUAUUGUCAAGAAUCUUCCUACCAACCUCGCAUGGGGAAUUGCUGGCCGCUCUACGAAGAAGCUGGAGGACCUGUCUGCCAAGCUACUUACAUUAAACGCUGACCGCAAGGCUCCAGAAAUCCUCUCGGUUCAAUUCAGUGACGCUGAAUUGAAGGACCUGGCUUGCAAAACGAAGGUUAUCAUCAACUGCGUCGGCCCAUAUCGCAAGCACUCUACCCCUGUGGUUAAGGCCUGUGCUGAAAACGGUACCCACUAUGUUGAUGUGUACGGCUCUUAUGCCCCUUAUUUCUUCCAUUUUUACUUCUUUGGAUGUUAA